Messenger RNA from Meriones unguiculatus (Mongolian gerbil), 7522 nucleotides. It is a transcript of the gene Uevld, whose product is annotated as UEV and lactate/malate dehyrogenase domains. Gene Ontology annotation, molecular function: ubiquitin binding; oxidoreductase activity, acting on the CH-OH group of donors, NAD or NADP as acceptor. Bases 117 to 1670 code for a protein of 517 amino acids. Gene Ontology annotation, biological process: protein transport; endosome to lysosome transport; carboxylic acid metabolic process. The transcript is spliced from 13 exons. The record is from RefSeq and is a predicted model, not a curated record. Gene Ontology annotation, cellular component: ESCRT I complex. Lineage: Eukaryota; Metazoa; Chordata; Mammalia; Rodentia; Muridae.
GCCUGCUGGAAGGGGCGGGGCCGUCCUCUGCGGAGGUUUGGGCCUGCGCGGCCUCUGUCCCAGCGGGUUCCGGAGAGGGCGCGACCACCGCCGUGGAGGACUCAGCUCUGCCGGCCAUGGAGUUCGACUGUGAGGGCGUGAGGCGGCUGCUGGGCAAGUACAAGUUCAGGGAUCUGACUGUGGAAGAGCUGAAGAAUGUGAACGCAUUUUUCCCACACUUCAGAUAUUCCAUGGACACCUAUGUUUUCAAAGAUACUUCCCAAAAAGACCUGCUAAAUUUCACUGGGACCAUUCCUGUGAUGCACCAGGGAUCUCAGCCUGUGUUCUGGCUGUCAGAACCUCACUCACACCUAUCAGUCAUUACUUCUAUUCUGCACUUUCCUUGGGUAGAUGUUAAGAAGAAAGGGAAGGGAAUGAGGAAAGAGAAGAGGGGGAAGGAAACUGAUUCAGGUAAUACAUACAACAUACCCAUUCGCUUCUGGAUUUUGGAUUCCCAUCCUUUUGCUCCACCCAUUUGUUUCUUGAAGCCAACUGCAAACAUGGAAAUCUCAGUGGGAAAACACGUGGAUGCCAAAGGCAGAAUAUACUUGCCCUAUCUCCAAAACUGGAGCCAUCCUAAAUCUGUGAUUGUUGGACUAAUUAAAGAAAUGAUCGCCAAGUUUCAAGAGGAACUUCCUCUGUAUUCCGUGUCAUCGUCCAGCGAAGCGCAGCAGGUGGACUUGCUGGCCUAUAUUGCGAAAAUCACCGAAGGUGUCUCAGACAUAAAUUCAAGGGGCUGGACAAAUCAUGAUAAUAAAAUACCCAAUAAAAUUACUGUGGUUGGAAGUGGAGAUUUGGGUAUUGCCUGUACAUUGGCAAUUUCAGCAAAGGGCAUUGCAGACAAGCUGCUCCUUUUAGACCUCUCAGAUGGGACUAACCAAGGGACCAUGGACCUUGACAUCUUCAACCUCCCUAACGUAGAGAUCAGCAAAGAUUUGUCUGCCUCUGCUCAUUCCAAGGUGGUGAUCUUCACAGCCAACUCUCUGGGUGGUUCUGAAUCCUACCUCCGUGCAGUACAGAGCAAUGUGGACAUGUUCAGAGCUCUUGUUCCAGCUCUGGGACAUUACAGUCAACAUGCUGUCUUGCUUGUUGCCUCUCAGCCAGUGGAAAUCAUGAGCUAUGUGACAUGGAAACUGAGCACAUUUCCUGCAAAUAGAGUGAUUGGGACUGGAUGCAAUCUGGAUUCACAGAGAUUACAAUACAUUAUUAUGAAUGUUUUGAAGACGCAGACUUCAGGCAAAGAAGUGUGGGUUGUUGGUGAACAGGGAGAAAACAAAGUAUGCUCAUGGAGCGGCCGAGAUGGAGUGACAAGUCGUAGCUCUCAGGCCCAGCUGUCUAGCAGAGCUGUGGAACUGUUGAGGGUAAAAGGUCAGAGAUCUUGGUCUGUUGGACUGUCGGUGGCUGACCUGGUAGACACCAUUAUAAACAACAAAAAGAAAGUGCAUUCUGUAUCAACUUUAGCAAAGGGAUAUUAUGGUCUAGACAAUGAAGUAUUUUUAAGUUUGCCUUGCAUCCUGGGAACCGGUGGAGUAUCUGAAGUCAUUAAAACCACAGCAGAAGACACGAUGAUGGAGACACUCCAAACCAGUGCAUCCUCAAUCCACAGCCUCCAGCAGCAGCUGAAACUCUAAUUUUCAAGUGCGCUCACCCGAAGGGCGGAGCUCAUUUACUUUCGCCAACACACAUUGUUUUGAGAACUUCCACAACUUACUAUUUAUCCUUAAAAAGCAGCCUUUGUGGUAGAUGGUUUCUUAGUUAGCUUCAUAAUUUAAUCCUUGAGGAGAGGACGGGAAAGUAUUUGAUUUUUUUGACAUGCCUGUACUGCUGUUUAAACGUACAGCAGGGAUGAAGAUUCAUUUGCAUUGCAUGUCAUUUUAAAUUGAAUGUCCUAAACCUAAGGCACAUCUAGCACUUUGGAGACGUUCUGAGAGAAAUGCAAUCCUUAAAGAUUCCUGUUGGACAUUUAUUCUUAGCCUGGUAAGCUUAGGCAGAAUGGGCACAAACUCUGUGGUAGGUGUUCAUUCCGAGAUGCUUGGCUUACACAUUAAUGCUGCUUUUGCGAGACCCAGUUGAUGGUAAUGGCCAGUUCACCAGCUUACAAACACCAGAAAGGACUUUAGUGUGCAUUUUAAAUUGAUCUAAUGGAAUGUUUAAUACAGGAAAAAUAAUGUGAUUUAAUUUCCAGUAAGAUUUCCUGUUUAAUACAUGAAAAAUAAUAUGUGAUUUAAUUUCCAGUGAGAUUUCCUUUCUGAAAAUUUCUAGAACCCCUUCCUGGGCUAGAAGAUCUCCAACAUAUCUUAAAAGUGUAUCAGUAGAAAAAGAGAGAUGUGUUUUUCUGUGGCCAUAAGUAAUGAAUAACGGCCAAUUUUGAGACCGAAUCAUGAGGCUUUCCUAAGAGCCAUGGUCUUAGGGAGAGAGGCCGGCCGGCUGGAGUGCUGCUUCGGAGAAAGUCAUUCAGCCCUGGAGAAACAGUUCCAGCUGUGCCUGGGAGAUUGGUCAGCAGCAGCACUUCCACGUGGGAGACCGCAUGGUGACUGCUGUGACAUGCAGAAGACAGUGGUGGCUAACACAACUCUUACACGGGAGCUCCUUACCUUCAGAAUCCUCACAUUAAGUGGCUGAGGUAGGGGCUGUUUAUUUUCAUUACAGAGGAGGAAGCUGAACGUUAGUGUCUAAGAUCCCAUGGGUUCCAUGGGGCAUUACUUAUCUGUGCAGCCUUUACUUUUUAUAGGUAGCAGCAGGGGCUCUAGGGAGGCUUAGAGGCCUAAAAGCCAAGUUGUCACAGACACUAAAGUUGAGGUUUGGGGUAUUGUGAAAGAAUUCCUUUCAUUCUCACAUGGGACCUUUUCUCUCUUUCUUUCCUUCUUAUUUUAUUUUAUUUUUCUUUUGAGACAGGGUCUUUACCUAGUCCUGGCUAUCUUGGGGCUCGCUAUUGUAGACCAGGUUGGCCUCGAAUUCACAGAGGUCCUCCUGCCUCUCCCUCUUUCUCCCAGUGGGAUUAAGGUAUGGGCCACCAUGCCUGCCUAUAUUUUCAAAAAUAUUUCUUACAAAGAUUGAUUAGCUUGACCCCCAGAAAUUCUGCAAAUAGCAGAGGUAGUAUGGGCUGGAGACAGUGUUCACUUAGUCCUUCAGCUGGUGCUGAUGAGAAAGUUCUCACAGAUGAAGCACUGUGAACACCAACAGAUUAGAGCAAACCCAGCUGGUGCGUAAGGAUUAGCACGGAACACAGUGACCAAAUGUCAUAUAAGUGCAAGUGUGCUAAGCCCUGUGAAGUUCGGAGUCAGAGAGGUGGAGAGCCCGUGACAGGGACUCCAGUGUAGCCAGAGAGGAGCGCAGUGGUUUGUGAGGUACAAAGGAAAUAAUCUCAUUCUCAGUGUGACACUCGGUGAUGGUAACAACCGCAGAACCCCCGCUGAAGAAACUAGAAAAUGAUGUCUGAGAAAGAAUCCCACCAGAUUUAACUGCAUAAAACCUUGGACAUUCAGACUAGGGAUGUAGCCCAGUGGCAAGAUGAUUGCCUGAUGUAUACAGAGCACUGAGUUUGGUCUCAGAACCACAAAAACUUAGGAUACUUGAAAUAAGCAUUUGUAGACAAUUUUGUUGUUGCUUUUACUGGUCUUUUGUAUGAAACAGGAAAGUAAAGUUGAAACAACCAUUUCUUAUGUGUUUUAAACUAGUAUUUUAUAAUAGGUGAUGACUAAUUAGGGAUUCAAUAAUUCCUAAAAUAGAACCUUUUUUCUCUUCAUUUGUUUUUGAGACUAAUCUUACACCAUCAUCUUGCCUAAGCCUCAAGAGUGCUGGCUUCCAUGCCCAGCAACAGUUUUUGUUUGUCCGGUUUGUGGGGAUCUAGUCCAAGAUCUGAUACAAGCUUGGCAAGACCUCCACCACUGUGGUUCAUCCCCAACCUGGUUUCUGGGGUCUAAUUCUAACACUCUUCAACAGUGAGCCAACUGCAGAAUGUUAGAACAAUGAGCUGCCAAGAACUGUGUCAGUUACAGAAAGAAAUGUCAAUACAACAGACAUGUAUUGAACACUCAGUGUUAUCCCAACUAUUUUGUGUGAGUUUGACUUCACCCUCAAAAGGUCCUAGUAGAGAAGUCAUUUUCUGUAUCACGCACUUCCUUGAGUUAGGCAGCAGUUGUAAGUUCUGUGUAAGUCAGGCGGUGUCAAUCGCCAGCACCUCAUUUUGAUUUGCUAAUUUAACAGUCACAGGGCUUCUGUGUGGUAACUUUGAUUUUCUCUGACUCUUUUAAUGUUUGGGUGAUGCUGACUUGAUUCAUCUGUAUAUUGUGUCAGUCUCUAAACCAAUGGAAAAUAUACAGCGUUUGCAUACUUCUCAUCGGAGGCACAAGGACAGGAUCCAAAUUAGUGUCCAUUCCCCAGAAAUACCUACCAUAUGACAAGUUCAGCCCUAACCAAGUCACAAACCUCGACCGACUGGACUGUUCUGAAAUGCAGGCUUUUGUGAAAAAGUAAGAGAUGUAUUUCCUCAUUUAAAAAGCACUAUGUUAAGUAAAAUGUUGGUUUUUCUUCUUGCUAUGUGACAAGGAGGGGGAAACUUUCAUUGUUCCAAAAUCAUGCAGUACCUCAUGAUUUUACUGGGGCCUAGAUUAAAAUGCUUUUUAAUACUGUAAGGUCUAUUUUUCAUUAUCCGGUUUACAUGGUCUUCCUCAAAUAUCAAAAAUAAUAAACUUUGAUUUUUAAAGGAUCAUGUGAUAUCUGAUUAAGUGAAAGAAAAUACAUUCACAUUAAAGAGGGUUUUUUCCUGGCAUUUCAGAGCACCCACAUCCAUUCACUAAAGUGCUUAAGUGUAAAAUGAAGAAAAAUCAGUUGUUUCUAAAUUUAAAAAAUAUAUAAUUUGGAUAGAAACUUUUCAAACAAUAUAAUGCUAUCUACUCAUUGCUGGCUUUCAUCUUUAGAUUCUCUUGCCUCUGCCUCCCAAGGACUUUAAUUCUAGAUUAUAGAUUGUCAUACCUGGUUUUUAAAAAAGAAAAAAAAACUUGUAGCCGAGCAUGGUGGUGCACCCCUGCAAUCCCAGCACUCAGGGAGGCAGAGGUAGGUAGAUCUCUGAGUUCAAGGCCAACCUGGUCUAUAAAGUGAGUCCAGGACAGCCAAGGCUACACAGAGAAACCCUGUCUCAAAAAAAAAAUAAUUAAUAAAAUAAAUAAAAAAUAACCUUGUAAAGCAUUGAAUUAGUUCGCCUUCAAUUCAUAGAAACAGAUGCUCUGGUUAAAGGAAUUUCUAAGAUAGCUGUGGUUGUAAGAACAGUUUAAAAUGAAGGCUUUUGAGUAUUUGUAAAGACAUUGUAGGGAGAAGGCAUUCAGUGUCCUCUUCCAUCACUUACCCUAUUUCCUGAAGCAUGGUCUCUUCCUGAGCCUGGGGCUCAUCUCUUGGUGAGGCCAGUAGCCAGCAAGCCCAAGGUCCUUCUUUACUCCUCUUGUAGCUGGUGUUAACCAUGUCACAGGCGUGGGUGGGAAUGCCCUGUGAGAUUUGAACUCUGGGUUUCAUGCUUGAACAAGUGCUUUUGAACAACUGGAAACAAGUGGGAAUAGCAGGAUAGGGUGAGCUUCGGGUUUGACUGUAGCUACAGUUUACUCAAGGUUGAUGUUACCUAUUGGGGUGGAGCACACUGACUCAUGCCAUGCACUUUCACUUAGGCCCCUUUGGUCCAUGCCUUGCUUAGAAAGGACUUGAUACCAUCACACUGUAUACUAAGGUUAUCCUGGUGUAUCAUCUUUCACUACUGUCUAUACUAGGUUUUAUACUUUGGAUGACUGUACUUAUUACAUAUAAUAAUUAAUGGUUACUAUGUCACUAAUGUUUUUAAAGAUUAUUUUUAUGAGUGUUUUGCCCACAUUGUAUGUAUGUGCACCACCUGUAUGCCUGGUGUCCACGGAGAUUUCUUGUGACCGGGAACCUAACCUUAACCCUCUGUAAGAACAACAAAUGCUGUUAACUGCUGAGCCAUCUCUUCAAUCCCUAGAGCAAGCUUUUAUUGGAAAUAGAAAUUCAACUGAGAUCAAGUAUCACCUCUUGUAUUCUAUGGGACAAUUAAAAUCUGAGAAUAGGUCUGGUGAUGAGCCAGCCUGCCUCCAUUUUAGGCUUGAAAGCCAAGCCGUCUUAUAGUAAAGACAAACUGGGUUUGAUUGAGCUAUGCCCCACCUGUAACCUUAAAUACAAAUGUUUCUGUACUGCCUAUUCCAGGAAAAGGUAACUGUUGUGGGGUCCACUUAAAUCCAACAUAACUCAAACACCAGGUCAAUGUAGAUGACAGUAUUUAUUAGAAGCAAGCUGGUACUGACGGUCCAGGGCUGCAGAAUAGACUCGGAGCUGAACCGCAACCUUGAAGGGAUAUUUGUACAGCAUGUUGAAAGGAUGAAACCAUACAGCAAGGGGAAGUGGGCUGGGUUUGUAGCUUUGUCCAAUCUUUUUGACGUAAGAGGCUGACCAAGGGAGGUUCUAUCAAUCAGAAUAGAAGCUGAUCCCUGGGCCUAGGAUCAUAAACUUAGUUUGAUGCCAGCAAGACGGAGAAAGUUGCUCUUGAAAUGGCUGGACUCAAGACAACUGUUUCCUUACAAGUCCCUGAGAGGCCUGGACUCAGACAACUGUUUACUUACAACAGAAACUGUUGGCUAUUGGGAAGUCCCCAGGUCCCCUAGGGCCUGGGACCUUAAACUUAGUUUCUCCCUUUGAUGGAGUCUGAAAACGAAAUGGCAGUAUGUUGUUAUUAGUAUUUACUAUUAAUUUAUCUUUAGUUAAACAGCAGUUAUUCCUAAACCAGCUGUAUACCCAAUUCACCACACAGAGACUAGGAUUUAUUUAAUUAUCCUAGAGCACAAUGCUGGGCAAUGAUUACUCCCAAGCCUGCAUAGCCUCCUCCCAUUCAGAAUUUCCAACAUUAUAUUUGUUUUUAGUCAUAUCUUAGGUCUGGCUCAUUUCUCUUCGUUGUUUCCAAGUCCUCUCCUCGGGAAUGAAUCUCUCUGCUCCUUGACUCUCCCACUCCCUUCCUUCUCCUCUCCGGACCAGGAUGUCCCACCCUAUUCUCUCCACUGCACAGAACUGGGUGGUUGUUUUAUUGACAACACAGAGAACAAAUGGUGGCAUGUUUACACAAACUUGAGACAGGUGAUGCUUAGAAUAAACAUUACAAUGAAAUGUCCAGAUUGAAACCAGAUAGUGGGGUAGAGAAAUCAGCAUUUGAAUGAACAAGGGUAAAUUGUUUAUUCCACAGAACACAGCACCAACAGUAGUGCUUAGAAUACAUUUCAGUUGCUUGUUUCCAACUGUAACCGUGCCUUUGUUUCAAAAGGUUAUUAUGACCUUGUCAUAACCACCUUAUGUGCACUUUGUCAUGACUACCUUAAGGCCACCUUGCAACCAUGACCACUUUGUUAUGUUCCAAUUCUGUAAGCCUAUUUGACUGCCAAACCCCCAUUUGGAAACCCCUUCCCACCCGAGCAAUAAAAACCAUUUUCUUGCCUUU